This is a messenger RNA of Phialemonium atrogriseum, 2988 nucleotides long. Its product is annotated as ATP-dependent RNA helicase DBP7. The record is from RefSeq and is a predicted model, not a curated record. Gene Ontology annotation, molecular function: nucleic acid binding; ATP binding. Gene Ontology annotation, biological process: ribosome biogenesis. NCBI's taxonomy places the organism in Eukaryota, Fungi, Ascomycota, Sordariomycetes, Cephalothecales, Cephalothecaceae. The coding region runs from base 344 to 2782 and encodes 812 amino acids. The transcript has a single exon. Gene Ontology annotation, cellular component: nucleus.
CCCUAAUUUGCACCGUUGUCCACCUAUCUACACUAAUUGUUACUAUAUCAGGAGAGUUUAUGCCCCCGCAUAUCUCCACUAAGCGUUGCAAUACAAGCAGAUAGGCGGGGGAUCUUGUGCGAUUAGGAUACUCAUUUCGAUGGUUUAUUUCUGCUUGACCAAUAACAGGCUUGAUGCUGUCUGUAGCUUGACCCACCGUAGAAAUCAGUGAACCAAUGAAAUCGUGUCCCGCUUCGAGUCUCACUCAGCCUUGUAGAAUUUCCAUCAUCCCGCCUUUUUUUUUUUUUCAUUCUUAAACGCAUCCGACAUCUAGGAUUCCCGGAAACGGUCAAGAACAGCAACCAUGGCGGACGAUGGAAUGCUGCUCAAUUUUGAGGUUGGGGACGCACCUAUCAAAAGCCAAGUGAAGUUCAAAGGUGGCCGUUGGAGAGACCGGGUCCGCGCGCAGAAAAGUGUCAAGAAGUACGAUGCGAAGCAACAGCCCGACACUGGCGACCAAGAUAAGGACGACGGCGGGCAAUCCACUAGGCCCGCAAAGAGACAGAGGGUCGAAGAUGCUAGCAGAUCAGGGGAUUCCGGCUCCCACGGCGGGAACCGGGGCGAAUGGUCAGCGCCAGCCUUGAGGCCAGGCCAGGUCACGUCCAAGCUCUUCAGCUCGAACCCGACGGCAACUACGGUGUUUGAAGAUCAGCCGGUCGAAGAAAGCGAACCUGCGGAACCAUCCAAUGCACCUCUCUCAGAAGAAGUAGAGAAUUUCCUCGCCCUUGGCCUCUCGAGGAGGGUAGCACAGCACCUCUCUUCCAAAUUAGAGAUGAGGGCUCCGACAGCGAUCCAGAAAAACACAAUACCGCAACUGAUCAAGGAAGACAAUGACGCAUUCCUCCAGGCAGAGACAGGCUCCGGAAAGACGCUGGCCUACCUCCUCCCUAUCGUCCACCGGAUCAUGGCCUUGAGCCAGGCCACGGACGGAACCAGCACGGGAACGCAGAUCCACCGAGAUUCGGGACUAUUCGCGAUCGUCCUCGCACCUACAAGAGAACUCUGCAAGCAGAUAGCCGCCGUACUGGAGAAGAUUCUCCGGUGCGCCCCGUGGCUCGUGAGCACGACCGUGAUCGGAGGCGAGAGCAAGAAAUCCGAGAAGGCACGGCUGAGGAAAGGGGUCAACAUCCUCAUCGCCACGCCGGGCCGCUUGACAGACCAUCUGGAUCAUACCAAGAUUCUUGACGUGGGCACUGUGCGCUGGCUAGUCCUCGACGAAGGCGACCGCAUGAUGGAGAUGGGCUUCGAGGACGAUCUCAGAGUCAUUGUUGGCAAGAUCCGAAAGGACGCGCUGGUGAACGAGAGCAAGGACGGUGUUGUUCUGGGCGGCAUUUUGCCGUCCCGACGAGUCACGGUCCUAUGUUCUGCCACUAUGAAGAUGAAUGUGCAGAAGCUAGGCGAGAUCAGCUUGGAAGACGCUGUCCACAUCACCGCCUCGAAGUCGGAUGCCGAGCAUGACAAGGAGGCCGGGAUCGAGGACGCCGUUUUUUCGGCCCCUUCACAGCUGAAACAGGCGUACCUCAUCGUGCCGGCCAAGCUACGGCUGGUGACGCUCAUCGCGCUGCUGAAGUCGACUUUUGCUCGGCGCGGCUCCGUCAUGAAGGCGAUCAUCUUCAUCUCCUGUGCUGACUCAGUCAACUUCCACUUCGACUUGUUGAAGUCCACUGCGCCUAUCGAGCCACCUUCGCCCGAAUCUCCCACUCCGGCAGACAAGUCAUCAACGGAUAAAACUGUCGCGCCGGCGGCAUACAUCACAUCACCGGCCAACCCCACUGUCAUCCUCCACAAACUCCACGGUUCCCUCCCCCAACCCGUCCGCACCUCAACCCUGAACUCAUUCUCGACCUCGAAGAACCCGUCAGUCCUCAUCACCACGGACAUCUCCUCCCGCGGUCUUGAUCUCCCGUCUGUCGAACUAGUAAUCGAAUACGACCCCGCCUUCGCCGUUGACGACCACGUGCACCGGAUAGGACGCACAGCCCGAGCAGGCCGCCCGGGCAAGGCCGUGCUCUUCCUCCUCCCGGGCUGCGAGGAAGGCUACAUUGAGCUCCUCCGGCCCACCGCCCCGAUCGUCCCCCAGUCUUACGAUGCCAUCCUCCAGAAGGGCCUCGCCUCCCCCGUCGACCUCCCCGCCUCCCCAGCGGGCCCCUCGGAAGUCUCCGCCACACAGCCCGAUAAGCAAUCUUACACCACCCGCGCCGAGGCCCUCCAGCUACACAUCGAGAAGCGCCUCCUCUACAAGCCCGGCCCCGCCCCCGCCGCGGACGAACCACCAUCACCCGCAGCAGGCGGGCGCAAGAGCGGGGGGGCCAACCAAAACCAAAACCAGAACCGCAACCGCCGCUUCCAACCCCCCGUCCGCGACGACCCCCUCCUCGACGCGGCGCGCCUCGCCUUCCGGUCGCACGUGCGCGCCUACGCCACUCACGUGCGGCCCGAGCGGUGCUACUUCGACAUGACGCAGCUGCACCUCGGCCACCUGGCCAAGGCCUUCGGCCUGCGCGAGGCCCCCGGCGGCAUCGGCGGCGGCGUGUCGCGGCGGACGCACAGGCCCGCCGCCCCAGCCGGGGCGCAGAAGCGGAAGGCUCCUGCUUCUUCUUCUUCUGGUGGUGGUGCUGCUGCUGCUGGUAGGGAUGCAGAUGGUGACGAUGAUUUGGGUCGGACGGAUGAGGACGCGGCGAGGAGGAUGCGGGCCAAGAUGAAGGCUGUGAUGAGCGCGAGUAGCGAGUUCAAUAUCGGUUGAUUUGGGGAGGUUGUUGUUGUUCUUGUUGUUGUUGCAACUGACUGGUCGGGAAAAGAAAAAGGGGGACGGACGUGGUUGUUGUGUCAUGCAUGGAUUUAUACCCUUUUCAAGACAAACAGAACGCGGAUAUUGUUGUUUACAUCGCAUGGAGCAUAGAGAGGGCAUUAUCAUAGACGGCAAUCAAUUUCAAAAUCAGUGCAGCAGAG